AUAAAAGAAAAGAAAAAAACACAAAAAAAUUCAAAAGAAUUGAAAAAACGUACAAGAAAUUAUGAGGGGUAUGAAAAAACAUUCUCUCACUUUUGAGCUGCAACGUCUAAGUUGGGUCGGCCCGCUCCGAUCCGCUUUUGGACCGGCUUAAAGAGGUGACCUAAAUCGGUGGUGGCCGCGCUAUAAUUCUGUUCAAGGAAGCUAAGAACACCUUCAAACAUGUUCAGCAACCUACUACAACAGCGAUGGAAUCCCCAAAUUUCUUCUACACAAGUUUGUGUUGCAAAUCCCUCUUGCAAUUGGGUACGAUCCAGUUUCUUUCUCAUCUCCUCACCAUUUAUUUUCAAACUUUAAACAGCUGAUUUGAAAAGAAGAAAAAAAAAAGAAUGUAACGCAUAAAUUUGAUCUCUCUCUACCCUAAUUCACAAUUUCCUGCUCCUCACCACUUCUCUCGCGUUCCCCAAUUUCUGUGCGGUGGAAAUGACGGUGGUCGCUUGCGGAGAAGAUAGAAGCACUCGCAGCCAUCUCAUUCCUUUCACAGAAAUGGCAAAAUUGUUUGCAUCAAAUGGUGUCAUUGUCACUGUUAUCCUUACACCACUUAAUGCAGAAAGGUUCAACAUGGUAAUUGAUCAAGCAAAAGCCUCAAAUCUCAAAAUCCAAUUCCAAUUGUUACCUUUCCCUUGUGUAGAAGCAGGUUUACCAAAAGGGUCUGAAAAUAUGGAUACACUUCCUUCUCCUAAAUACCAACCUUUGUUUUUUGCAGCUUCUAAUAUGCUUAAAGAACCACUUGAAAAUUGGCUUUCAAAGUUGGAAAAACUACCUACUUGCAUUGUUUCUGAUAUAUGUCUUCCUUGGACUUCAAAUGUUGCAUCAAAAUUCAACAUUCCAAGAGUUGUUUUCCAUGGAAUUUCUUGCUUCACACUCUUGUGUUCACAUAACAUUAGCCUCUCCAAAGUUCAUGAAAGGGUCAACUCAAUGUCGACACCGUUUGUGGUACCAAAUUUGCCUGAUACAAUUGAAUUUACAAAAGCACAGUUACCCGAGGCUAUGAAGCAAGAUUUGAAGGCAUGGAAAGAAGCAAUUGAUCAAUUCAAAGAAUCUGAACUUUCAGCACAAGGUAUAUUGGUGAAUACUUUUGAAGAGUUGGAGAAGAAUUAUGUUAGAGGUUAUGAGAAAGUUGCUAAAAAGGUUUGGUGUAUAGGACCACUUUCCUUGCAUGACAAGUUAACCUUUGACAAGUUUGGUAAAGACAAUAAGGGAUUCAUCGAUGAUUCUGAAUCCGAAUGUCUAAAGUUUCUUAUUUCAAACAAAGCUUGUUCUGUCAUCUAUGUAUGUUUUGGUAGUUUGUCUUUCAUUCCUGCUUCACAACUAAAGGAACUUGCUUUGGGAUUGGAAGCAUCAAACCAUCCAUUCAUUUGGGUGAUUGGAAAAAAUGAUUGUUCUGUUGAGUUAGAAAAGUGGUUAAAAGAAGAGAAUUUUGAAGAGAGGAAUAAGGGAAGAGGAGUUAUAAUUAAAGGGUGGGCGCCGCAAGUUGAAAUAUUAUCUCAUCCUUCAACUGGUGGAUUUUUAUCUCAUUGUGGUUGGAAUUCAACAAUGGAAGCAAUUUCAUGUGGUGUACCAAUGAUAACUUGGCCAAUGUUUGCUGAACAAUUCUUCAAUGAGAAACUAAUAGUGCAAGUGCUUAAGAUCGGCGUGAGGAUUGGUGUUGAAGUUGUCGUGGAUCCGAUGAAUACAUUUAAAUGUGAGAAAGUUUUGGUGAAGAAAGAGGAUGUGAAGAUGGCUAUUGAAAAACUUAUGGAGAAUGGUGUGGAAGGGGAACAGAGAAGAAACAGAGUUAAAGAGAUUAAAAAUAUGGCUUAUAAGGCUGUUGAAGAUGGUGGAUCUUCUGAUUCUAAUUGCAAAUUGUUUAUACAAGAAAUUUUAGAUCAAAACUCAUAAUCAAUGAUUAAGAAUAGCAAAGUAGUUCUUACUUUCAUUUGUAGCUUUCACUAUUUUAUAAUCACCAUAUCUUAUGUCCUAAUUGAUACUACAGUUGCGUGUAUGUAACUAUUUACUAAUAACCGUUUGAUAAUUAGUAAAA
Molecule: messenger RNA, 2080 nt
Organism: Trifolium pratense (red clover)
Lineage: Eukaryota; Viridiplantae; Streptophyta; Magnoliopsida; Fabales; Fabaceae
Product: UDP-glycosyltransferase 73C3-like
Exons: 2
Coding region: 481-1938 (485 amino acids)
Molecular function (GO): UDP-glycosyltransferase activity
Source: RefSeq, a predicted model, not a curated record